Molecule: messenger RNA, 1117 nt
Organism: Austrofundulus limnaeus
Lineage: Eukaryota; Metazoa; Chordata; Actinopteri; Cyprinodontiformes; Rivulidae
Gene: mfsd11
Product: major facilitator superfamily domain containing 11
Source: RefSeq, a predicted model, not a curated record
CUCGUCUCAAUCAGGUCUCUGCUCUCAGGCUCUUGAUGCUUUUGUGAAAGCCUGUAAAAUGUUUGUGACUAAAGAAAUGUUGCUGCUGAGCAUCUCUAUUGGAUACACAGGCCUGGAGCUCACCUUCUACAGCGGUGUGUACGGGACGUGUAUCGGAGCCAUGAACCUCUUUGGAACUGAUGCAAGGAGUCUUAUUGGGAUCUCAGGUAUUUGCAUCGGUGCUGGUGAGAUCUUAGGCGGGGGCAUCUUUGGGAUGCUGAAUAAAAACAACCGUUUUGGCAGGAAUCCAGUGGUUCUGCUGGGCCUCAUCACCCACUUUGUGGCUUUUUUCCUCAUUUUCCUCAACAUUGCGAGUGAUGCUCCACUGGCCCCUGAAGAAGGAACAGAUCUUCGGGCUUUUAUCAACCCCAGUGUCGGUGUGGCRUUGCUCUGCAGCUUCCUGCUGGGUCUGGGAGAUAGCUGCUUCAACACUCAGCUCCUCAGCAUCAUUGGCUUCCUGUUCCGGGACAACAGCGCUCCUGCCUUUGCUGUUUUCAAAUUCAUCCAGUCCAUCAUGGCUGCCGUGGCCUUCUUCUACAGUAACUACCUGCUGCUUCACUGGCAGCUGCUCAUCCUCAUCAUCGUCGGGUUUCUGGGCUCCAUCUCCUUCUUUGCAGCCGAGCUAAUUGCAGAGGCCAAGAGGCAGGACUCAGAUUAUGGAAGCAUCUAAAAAAGGAUGAGAGGAGCACAGAUGGACUGCAUCGACCUUUCCCAGCUGGAGGAUCUCAGUGGGGUUUAGAUGUGAGACUCUGAUUCUGUGGUUUCCUUCCAGCUGCUUGGUGCACUUCUCGUCUCGACCUGAGUUUUCAUUUUUCUCAUAGAGCUGUUUUCAUGUGAGCUCUGGUUCAGUUGCACUCCAAGCCUCUUCAUCUUCAUCAGCCAAUCAUCUCUAUAAAACCCUUUGAUUGAUUGGUGGAGUUCUUCAGUGCAGCACUUUUAAUUUAAAAUACCUCUGAUCUUCUCAGGCUGUGUGGAACAAUACAACCAGUUMAAGACCAACUAUUGGGUGUUUUUGAAAUAUUCAUAAUAAAUUGAGCAUUUAGACAGACCCAUUUAAAGUCUUGAUCCAAAGCAGCCA